AUGGCCAAACGAAAACGCCAAUCUGUCGAAGCAUCCUCUCAAACCACCCCCAAACCGAAAGAGAAAUCUCUUCUACCACAAAAAAAACACUAUCGCCAACGCGCACACGCGAAUCCUUUCUCCGACCAUGCCCUCGAAUACCCAUCCUCUCCCGACGAGAUUGAUUGGUCCGUGCACUACCCGGCAUUUUAUCCCGCUGAGGCAUCUUCAUCACAUUCAAAAAGCGAUUCGGGAGAGGAUGGAAAGGUGGUGAGAGGCCCGACACCAGCGUUUGCAGAUGUGGGGUGUGGGUUUGGAGGGUUGCUUAUUGCGCUUGCACCACUAUUUCCCGACACGCUUAUGCUUGGACUCGAGAUCCGAGUACAGGUCUCUCAAUAUGUCGAGGAUCGUAUCGCCGCCCUCCGCGCCACACAUUCUCAAGCACAAGAACCACAAAUCGAGCCACAACCUUCGGAAGCAACAUCCUCAUUACCAGAGUCCCACCCUACAUCGACGACCACCGAAGUUUCGACUUCCAAGACCCAGACCCCAGGGCCUUACCAAAAUAUCUCCAUCGUCCGCGCAAACGCGAUGAAAUUCCUCCCGAACUACUUCCACAAAUCGUCCCUCCAAGCCCUUUUCUUCCUCUUCCCCGACCCGCACUUCAAAGUCCGGAAACACAAAGCCCGGAUCAUCUCGCCCACACUGCUCGCGGAGUACGCGUACGUGCUCGCUCCUGGCGGUAUAGUGUACACGAUCACGGAUGUGAAGGACUUGCAUGAGUGGAUGAAGGGUCAUUUGGAGAGGUUUCCGUUGUUCGAGAGGGUUGAGGAGGAGGAGCUGAGGAAAGAGGGGAAGGGUGCGAUUUUGGAUGCGGUUUGGGGAGAGACAGAGGAGGGGAAGAAGGUUGAGAGGAAUAAAGGGGAGAAGUGGUUGGCCUGUUUUAGGAGGAUUGAGGUUCAGAGACAGGAUUCAUAGCAGGGGUUCUGUGGUGUAGCGCCAUGUAUUCGACCGAAGAUUGUAGCGAUUAAGUAGUUGACUCCGCCAUGCCUUUCGCGUGAUUCUGCGUACCACGCGUGCCUAGUCCUUCAUCAAGAGAUAGCUAACAGUUUAUUCCUCCAUUGCAUCAUCUGGUACGGUGGAAGUUUUGAGAGUUGCCCCCAUGGCAUCGACGAGCUUCGUUGUCCUUCCUCUUACUACCCUCCUCAUCUCACCAUGCAAUAUUUUUCCAGCUUCACACGCCACCCUGAAAACCUCCUCAAAUCUAUCCACAUGCAACCUAGUCUCCAUGCUCACAAGCGUCACCUUCCCCGUCCGUGGCAUGACAGCGACCGUCACAUGCGGCACAUCGUUCUCCUCGAGAGUCGUAAGGUCCAGGAGUGGCGAGGUGAUGUGAACGCCACCGGUAACAGCGCAGACAAAAUCGAGUAAUGGAACGCCUGCGUUGGAAAGCGCGAGGGUCGUGGCGUUUAUACAGGCCUGCAGGGCCCCGCCGUCUUGUUGGAGUAUGUGUACGAAGAUGUCGAUUUGUGAGCGAGGGUAGAGGGAGGUUUGGAUGACGGGUUCGAAUGUCGAUUUGAUCAUUGCUCCAAUUUCGAGUAUGCGUCUAUAUAAAAGUCAAUGAAUGGGCUACGGCGAAUAUCAUACGUACGACUGCGAAAUGGUAUAUAGUCGAGAUACGACACAAGCGAAACACAGACACUGACGGACGCACGAAUGGUAUGGAAACUCACUUGUCUCCCCUGUUCCUCUUUCUCCGCUCACCGGUGCUGAAUGGUGCGAUACUGACUUCGACAUUUAUGUUGGCGCGAUCGUGCAUCGUUUGCGAUCGCAUUUUUGCCUCUCGGGGCCCAAAGACGGAGACGAGGACCUGUGUAAGGCCGUGUGCAACCAUAGCUGAGCCAUCUGCGCCCGCCUGGUCGGUCAUGUCAAAAGUCAUCUCUCUGAGCUCGUAUUGUUUCCGACCGUCAGAACGAAAGCCACCAUC
Molecule: messenger RNA, 1966 nt
Organism: Stereum hirsutum FP-91666 SS1
Lineage: Eukaryota; Fungi; Basidiomycota; Agaricomycetes; Russulales; Stereaceae
Product: putative methyltransferase
Exons: 3
Coding region: 1-957 (318 amino acids)
Biological process (GO): RNA (guanine-N7)-methylation; tRNA methylation
Cellular component (GO): tRNA methyltransferase complex
Molecular function (GO): tRNA (guanine(46)-N7)-methyltransferase activity
Source: RefSeq, a predicted model, not a curated record